This is a messenger RNA of Salmo salar (Atlantic salmon), 2293 nucleotides long. RefSeq names its product GTPase IMAP family member 7. Gene Ontology annotation, molecular function: GTP binding. Lineage: Eukaryota; Metazoa; Chordata; Actinopteri; Salmoniformes; Salmonidae. The record is from RefSeq and is a predicted model, not a curated record.
AGGAUCAAAAUACUGAUCACAGGUAGGCUUACAGUGUCAGUUAGUCAACGCAGAAUGGUCGCGUGUGCGCAUUAUCACAAUGACAUCAUGGUCUGACUGCAGCAUUGCAUCGUAGAUACGGCAUGUAAACGGGUGAAAAAAGGACAUGGAUACAAAUAGAUUUAAUUUCUCAAUAAAAAAGACUAUCAUAAGAAUGAGGAAGCGCUGGUAAUAUACGCAACCGAAGACAGGACCCUCUUAUUUCAGUGCAUAUUAAGGUAUUCCACGGAUAAUCCAUAGUUGCAGCCGUGUUCGCCAUGGCUAACUCAUGUGAGACAGUGGAGAUGGCGUCAUUGGAAUGUGCUGCCUCGAAUCUGGCAUGUGAAGCAUCACCGGAGCCUGACAGUGGGGCGCUGAGGAUGGUACUGGUGGGGAAGACAGGCGCAGGGAGAAGCUCUUCUGGUAACACCAUCCUAGGGAGGCAGGCAUUCCGGGUGGACAUCUCUUCAUGUUCUGUAACUGGUCAGUGUGACAGACAGAGUGGAGCUGUGGCUGGGAGGAACCUCACUGUGGUCGACACCCCAGGGUUCUUCGACACGCGCCUCUCCCCUCAGGAGGUGACAGCUGAGGCAGGACGCUGUGUGGUGCUGUCCGCCCCUGGCCCCCACUCCUUCCUGGUGACCCUUCAGCCUGGCAGGUUCACUCAGGAGGAGCGGGAUGCCCUGGAGUGGGUCAAGGCCACUUUUGGACCAGGAGCCCUCAGAUACACAGUAGUACUGUUCACCUGGGGUGACCAGCUUCAGGGGAAAAGCAUGGAAGACUUCCUGAAGGAGAGCCAAGAGCUCCAGGAGUUUGUGAGUAGAUGUCAGGGGGGCUACCAUGUCUUUAACAACAGCAACAAGAUAACAGACUGCACUCAGGUCACAGAACUCCUGGAGAAGAUAGACAAGAUGGUGACGCAGAACGGAGGUGGCUGUUACACCAACCUGAUGUACCAGGAGGCAGAGAGAGCCAUCAGAGAAGUGCAGGAAGGAAUUCUGGGAGAGAGAAGGAUGACUCAAUUGAAGCAGGAGGAGGAUGCGGUGAAGACAGGGCCAGAGCCUCAGGGACCGGAGGCAGAGAGAAUGAAAAGGAGGGAAGAGGAGGAGAGGAGAAGAGAGGAAGAGGCAGCCAGAAAGAAGGCAGAGAAGUUGUUCUGGUGUGAGCUGGUGUCUGCCCUGGGGAAGGGGGCGGCAGAGGGAGCUGGAGUAACAAGCAAAGGGAAAGGGAAAGCAGUGAAAAAGGUUAAGGCGAUAGAGAGGGCAGCAGCUUUGGCUACCACACCGCUGUCAAUCACAUCAGCUGCCAAAGUGGUGGGAGGAGCUGUGAGAGAGGGAAGUAAAGUGCUUUACAAACACCGCAAAACUCUCCUACACUGACGGGGACUUUUAAUAUCCACUAUUAUUCACUGUAUGGUGCUGGGUUAUCAGGUAGAAGAUGAGGGUCUUAAAUAACCAGUAUAUUUUUUUCUGUCUCUGAAGUGCAAAUUAGUUUUACACACUUAUUUAUCACUCAACUGUGUUCUUUGAAAAAUCAUCACAAUGACUUCACAAGGCAGGCUUGCUAAAGAGCACAGAUGCACUUUCUUCCAUUGUCAGUCAUAGUUGAUUAAGCUAUUAAUGCACUAACACAUGGAGGUAAAUGAACAGAAAGUUAAUAACAGUUGAUAGAAUGCAAUUGCAGUGUAAUACCACUGUAAUGGAACUGUAACCAUCAUCCUGAAUAGAAACCCAGCCCUGACAGUUGAGGAAGUGAUUCUAUUUAUCCAGGUUGUCAUAGUGCCACGGGAGUAAAAAGGCAUUCAUUAUUGAAUACUCAAAUGGCAAAGUAAAGUGUGCUGUGAAUUUUUGAAUGGUGUGAAUCAAUUGUGUGUGGUUUUGAAUGGUGUGAAUCAAUUGUGUGUGGUUUUGAGUGGUGUGAAUCACUUGUGUGUGGUUUUCAAUGGUGUGGAUCGCUAGUGUGAGUAUGCAGGGGUAAACAUCCUGGUGUGAUGAAACAAUUUAAAGUAAUUAACACGAAGAACCUGAUGAAGCAGUAAAGAUACCUUUUACUGACCUGAUUUACAAAUGAUGAAGAUUCUUUGUAUUAAAAUGUUGAUCAUUACAACAUGGGAACCACAGUUGUAAAAGUUUGGCACGCAUAUACAAAUCUAGUAGUACCAAGAUACUUAGUGUAAGUAACUUUCCAUUAUGUUGAAGCAUUAAUCUGCCUUUGCCAUUGUAAUCCUGGUCCAAAAAAAAAUUGUCAAUAAAUGUUGAGAUAUGAAUGAACUCUA